This is a messenger RNA of Serinus canaria (Common canary), 1650 nucleotides long. It is a transcript of the gene TCIM, whose product is annotated as transcriptional and immune response regulator. Gene Ontology annotation, molecular function: Notch binding. Gene Ontology annotation, biological process: negative regulation of Notch signaling pathway; endothelial cell activation involved in immune response. The record is from RefSeq and is a predicted model, not a curated record. Lineage: Eukaryota; Metazoa; Chordata; Aves; Passeriformes; Fringillidae. The coding region runs from base 300 to 620 and encodes 106 amino acids. Gene Ontology annotation, cellular component: cytosol; nucleus. The transcript has a single exon.
UCUCAUGCAGCAAGGGCAGGAGUGGAGUUUGGGCUGUACUGGCUCAGCCCCACAGCCGUGCUUGAAGCCCGUUCUGUGGCGGGUCAAAAAACCCCAACAUUUCCAGAAGAAGCAGAGAGGACUUCUCAUCUCGUCCGCACGACAGGAAAGUUGGCAACUUAAAUGUUAAACUUGCCUGCGACUGUUGGGUGUUGACAUCAUCGUGAUCUCACCGCUGAAACCGGAGCCCUCCAGCUUUUCCUUUAAAUACCAGUCCUGGAGGCAGCACAGCACGAGUUCCUCGGGCAGAGCCCACGUCGAUGAAAGCAAAGAGGAGCUCCAGCCCCGCAGCCAUGUCCACGUCCCUGCGGGUGAGCCCCUCGGUGCACGGCUACCGCUUCGACACGGCGCUGCGCAAGAAAGCCGCGGCCAACAUCUUCGAGAGCAUCAACGAGGCGUCCCUGCAGAAACUCUUCAAAAACUCCGGGGACAAGAAGGCGGAGGAGAGAGCCAAGAUAAUCCUCGCCACCGACCAGGACAUGGAGGAAAAAACGAGAGCGCUGAUGGCACUAAAGCAGAGGAGAAAAGACAAACUGCUGCAGUUCCUGACGUUUCGGAAAUACUCCAUCAAAGUUCACUGAGCUGGCGGAGGGAGCAGGAAUGGAGAACGUUUUGUGAUGGGACAGUUUGAGACCUCCUAGCACGCUCAGCAUGCUCGGCUGCCCCGUGGGCUUGGGGAGCUGAGAGACCACGCAGGGGCUUCAGCCCCACUGCAAACCACGAGCCAACAGUGGCAGCAGCAUCGGUGCCCAUGGCACAUUGGUGUGGCCAGCAGGAUCAGUGCCCGUGGCACGCUGGUGUGGCCAGCAGGAUCGGUGCCCAUGGCACAGUGGUGCCCAUGGCAGCACUGAUGUGACCAGCAGCACUGGUGUGGCCAGCAGCAUCAGUGCCCAUGGCACACUGGUGUGGCCAGCAUCAGUGCCCACAGCAGCAUCAGUGCCCAUGGCACACUGGUGUGGUCAGCAUCAGUGCCCACAGCUCAUCAGUGUGGACAGCAGCCUGGUGGCCAGAGGCUCGCAGAGAGAGAGUGCAGCUCCCAGCUGGAGGCAGACGAGCUCCUCUGGGCAGCCAUGGGACUGAGCUGGGGGGAAGCCCCCACACCCAGGACCUCCUGAUGGACUUGGUGCUCACAGACUUGAGCCGGGUGCUUUGCCUCUUCAGCCUGAGCCUGUGCAGAGCCCCGGUGCUGUGGUGGUGGUGGGGGGCUCUGGAGACCUCCCAGCUGCUGGUCAGGGUGACUUUGCAUCUGUGAAAUGCACCCAAAGGCAGCGUGUGGUGCAGUGAGUUCAGCUGUCCGGGAAUGCUCCAGAGACACUCUGCACAGCUGUGCCUUUCCUUGCCAAGCUCUCUGUGUGCAGGAAAAGUCGUUUGCACAGAAGCAAUAAUAAUGACAGAUUUCCCUGAAUUUACUGUGAAGUUCCCUAAUAUUAUGUUCACUUACCACUAACACUAAAAAUCUAAAUAUAAUAACUACAGUUCUUCUCUGUGUAGGUGACAGUCACUAUUAGAUGAGUACUUACUUCAUGGCAAUAUUUUAUUACAAUGUUAAUAUUAUAUUGGCUAUAAUUUAUUGCAUACGGUGAUGUGAAAACUAAUAAAUUAUGAAGUAAA